AUGCACGACGUUGUCUGCGAUGCAAAUUUGCUGGUGUCGCAUAUACAGACGGCCAGUGGGAGUAAUGAGCUCCUCGGCACCGCCACGAAGCAGUUUGUCGCCCAGGAAAAUACGAUCGAGUGCACGGCACAGGCGAUUCAACGGCUUGAACAGCUAGCUGACGGGUUGCAUGAGCAAUUUGCAACUGCUGGAGAUAUAUGCAAAGACGUCACCGAGGUCCAAGACACGCUUCAUCAGAUCGAAAAUGCCAAAUACACCUCG
Mesorhabditis spiculigera is the source of this 261-nucleotide messenger RNA. NCBI's taxonomy places the organism in Eukaryota, Metazoa, Nematoda, Chromadorea, Rhabditida, Rhabditidae. The record is from the annotation of a GenBank genome assembly.